This is a messenger RNA of Penicillium paradoxum, 1137 nucleotides long. RefSeq names its product cytochrome b5 reductase family protein. The transcript has 2 exons. Bases 1 to 1137 code for a protein of 378 amino acids. Lineage: Eukaryota; Fungi; Ascomycota; Eurotiomycetes; Eurotiales; Aspergillaceae. The record is from RefSeq and is a predicted model, not a curated record. Gene Ontology annotation, molecular function: oxidoreductase activity.
AUGGAGUGUCGAUCACCCAAUCGGAAGCAGCCAGGGUCUCAGAGCUGCGGCUCGCCCUAUGCGCUAUGCUUCAACCUCGACCUCAUCGCCCAAAUCCCCCCUUCCAACUCGCGCCGCUGGCUGGGCAUCGUCGUCGUGGGUGCCACAGCAGCAGGCGCAGGCGCCUACAUCCGGUCUCAAAAUACAACUUCUGCGACCUUGAACCCGGAAAAAUUCACCAAAUACAGCCUUGUCUCGCGCGAACCUGUGUCAGCAACCAGUAGCCUUUUCACACUCCGACCGCGCAAGCCCAGCGACAGCAACUACGACGUCUACGAGGAAGCUUGGCAGACUGGAGUAUGGAGUGUGAUGUUUAAGCAGCCACAAUUACAGAUCGGACGAGAUUACACUCCACUGCCCACGACGGCUGCGACGAUGCUAAGUGUCGAUGACGAGAAUGAAGGCUGCUUGCGGUUCUUCAUUCGGAAGGAUCCUUUUGGAGAGGUCUCGCGGUAUCUGCAUACCAUCGAAGUCGGAGCUGAUGUCGAGAUGCGCGGUCCUAAAAUUGAAUGCACGAUUCCAAAGGAAACAAAUAAUAUCCUCUUUAUUGCUGGUGGAACGGGGAUUGCGCCAGCUCUGCAGGCCGCAUAUUCGCUUUUGAAUCGCACGACCACCGAGCGUCGGCCGACGAUCCAUAUUUUGUGGGCGAAUCGAUUAAAGGAUGACUGCGCUGGUGGUCACAGUGACUCGUUGAAGCCGCAGCCACGCCGAGGCUGGUUCUCUGGGUGGUUUGGCUCGUCCAAGAGCCAGGGAACCAUCGCUUCCGAUCCCACCGCCGUUAUGAAAAAGGAAGAUGUAUCCAUCAUCGUGCGAGAGCUAGAGGCGUUCAAGUCUCAAUACCCCGGGCAGGUCACCGUGGAUUACUACCUGGACGAGGAAAAUACAUUCAUUGGAAAAGAGGCUAUCCGAAGUGCCAUUGAGCCAAUCUCAGCAAACGACGCUCGCAAGAGUAACUUAAUUUUGGUCUCCGGUCCUGAAGGGUUCAUCAGCUAUAUGGCUGGGCCCAAGCUGUGGGCGCAAGGACAGGAGCUUCAGGGCCCCCUAAAUGGAGUGAUCAAGGAACUUGAGCUCAAAGAAUGGGGUGUGUGGAAGCUUUGA